AGACUUUUUUCUUCUUUGGUAUUCUCUCCCUUUUCUAGGUACCUUCACUUUCACAUAUCCUUAAUAUUGCUCCAUUUUCUUAAAUUUUCCUAUCUCUUUUGUUACUUUGGUUGCUGCUUUAACCUUAAUUCUGUGGAUUCUAAUUCUAUCCUGUGCAGAAAGAAACUUGUCUUUUGGUGCAUAUUUUCGGGAUUCAAAUUUGAUGUCAAGGAGAGCAACACACUGGUGUCAUACAUGUAGACAGCCAAUCCUGCUUGCAGGGAGGGAUGCUCUUUGCCCUUACUGCGAGGGAGGAUUUGUGCAAGAAAUUAAUGAGUUGCGAAGACUUGCAUCGUCGUCACAGAUGGAAGAGUUUCAGGACGAUGCUGAUAUUUUCGACGCAAUACAUGCUGUUGUAAGUCAAAGAGGUUCUGUACCAAGAAUUGGAUUUAGAGAUGCUGUUGAUAGUUACAUGAGGCAAAGAAGGGAUGGUAGAAACACAAACUUUGAUGUCAGAAGAAGGUCUGUGUCUGGUUCUGUUCCUAUUCCGGAACAAACUUGGGGUGUUUUUAGUUCUGGCGGUCGUUACUUAAUAUUUCAUGGUCAAACACCUAACUCAAGAGGCGAUCCUAGGCACGUUGAUUUUGGCGAGUACUUUAUGGAUACUGGACUUGAUGAACUUAUUGAACAACUCAAUACGAACGGUCGUGGUCCAGCCCCGGCCUCACGAUCUUCGAUUGAAGCAAUGCCUACCAUUAAGAUCACACAAGCACAUGUUCACUCUGAUUCACACUGUCCAAUUUGUAUAGAAAGGUUUGAACUUGGCUCUAAGGCAAGGGAAAUGGCAUGUAAGCAUAUUUACCACUCGGAUUGCAUUGUUCCUUGGUUAAUUCAGCAUAAUUCAUGUCCUGUUUGCCGUGUUGAGCUGCCACCUAAUGGACGUGGUAGUUCUCGUGGUAGUAGAAAUUGGGGAAGAAGGAAUGACAAUAGUACUGGUCAAAACAAUAAUGGCCGAGGAAGGAGAAAUCCAUUGUCGUUUUUGUGGCCAUUUCGUUCUUCCAGUUCAAAUACUAAUCACUGAUUAAGCUGAGACUCCUCUUGAAGAAGUUAUAGUAGUGGAUGGUCCUCUGGUAUAAUUUUUGCUGUCAAACAAUGCUUGUAAUUUAAAUGAUGUAGAUAAAGGUUUUGAAGAUUUUACAUUGAACAUAUUCUUAUUGCAUACUUGAUGAAACUUUGUAAAUGUAAUUUUCUUGAAAGCAAAUUUCAUUUUGCA
Trifolium pratense (red clover) is the source of this 1252-nucleotide messenger RNA. Its product is annotated as probable E3 ubiquitin-protein ligase RHC1A. NCBI's taxonomy places the organism in Eukaryota, Viridiplantae, Streptophyta, Magnoliopsida, Fabales, Fabaceae. The coding region runs from base 203 to 1060 and encodes 285 amino acids. The transcript has 2 exons. The record is from RefSeq and is a predicted model, not a curated record. Gene Ontology annotation, molecular function: ubiquitin protein ligase activity. Gene Ontology annotation, biological process: protein ubiquitination. Gene Ontology annotation, cellular component: cytoplasm.